AUGAAAAAUAGAAAAGGAAGAACAAAAUAGCACGCAUUUUUAUAUAUUAGUGAAUCUCCAAGAGAAGUGAUCUGCUAAUUUUAGAACUGCCAAAGACCAGCAAAUCACUUCUGUAAACUCUGCAAUAAAUCAUUAUGCUAGAGUUGCUAUAAAAUGGAGAAAGUAGAAGAUGUUUUUGUUAUUUCAGGAGGUGAACAUAAAAUAUGUGGAGAUUGUUAUAAUGAAUUUCAAAUGAUGACUAAACUAGUUUCACAACAUAAUCUUAGGUAUAAUAGCAAUAGCUAAUUCAAUGUCUAGCUUUGGAUCAAGGACUAUAAAUAAAAUAAAGCAUAGCUAAGCUAACUGUACUGUAGACUAAAGAACAAAGAACAAUAUCAAAAUGUUGAAAUAGACAUAGAAAAUACUCACUUUAAUUCUUCAUAUCAUUAAUUCUUAAUCAAAACAACAGAAGGCAUGCAAUUUUAAGAUAUUAAAUAGGCAGUUAAAAAUGUAGUAAAUGCUUUUUUACACUACGACUCAAAGAUACAAUAUAAAAAAGAAAUACUCUAUCAAGCAUUUUACUUGUUAAAUUUUACUGACGAAAUAGGAGCAUUUGCUAUGAUGAAAUUUCUUUAUGAUCAUAUUAUUCCUUAACAACUCUAUAGAGAUGAUCCAGAGUUUAUAAGAAAUUUGACUAUGAGAAUUUUAGAAUUUGUUUCAAAAAAUAAUAAAAGCAACCUUGAAUUAAUUCCAGUAAUAAAGCAACUACUUCAUGAUAAGCUGUCCCUAUGGAUACUGAGUCUGUUUUCCUACAACUUUAGAUUUAUAAUAUCUCUUCAUAAUUUGCAAUAAAUAUUUUCUCACUACAGUUUUGAAAGCGUGGUAAAUUCUGUAAUAGCCAUAGUUGUUUUGGUAUACCCUAAACUAAAAUCUAUAAAUUAUAAUACAGAUCAAAAUAAAUUAGAGGGAAUCUUAUUUGCUGAUAUUAUAUUUAGUUAAUAUAAAUAAAAAUUAGUACACGUAGUUUCAUCAGAAGAUUACUUUAAAUUAAUAGCUAACAAAUAAAAUUUAAAUAAUGAAGUAUGGGGUAAUGAUUAUUAGCAAAGUUUAGAUCUUUAUUAGCAGCAAAAUAAGUUACUUAAACUAGAAAUAACUAAUUUAAAAGAAGAAUGUAAAAUUUACUAAUAAAAAAUAGAAGAGAUAGAAAAAAAAUACAUUGAAUGUGAAUUUGAAAGUGUAGUCAUUCCAUUUUAAGAUGAUUCAAGUUAAAGAGAUAGGAUAGAUAAUUUAAAAUAGGUAUAAGAAGAACUGACUUAGCAAUUAACAUAAAAAAAAGAAGUUGUUAAAAAUUUAGAGUAGACUGAUUAAUUGAUUAAAGAAUAACUUGAUAAGCUAACAGAAUAAAUAGAUCAAGAUUUAAAUGGUGUAGAUGAAAAAGAGUUAGAAAGAAACUUCAUUCAAGAAGAAGAGAGACUUAAUAAAAUUAUUGAGGAUUUAGAAAGUUAGAAAAAGAAUAAAAAAGAAUUAAUUGAUGUAAUUUCCUCUGAGCUCAAAUAAGUUAAUUUGGCUUUAGAUUUGAUGAAAUAGUAAUAAUAAUGA
This is a messenger RNA of Tetrahymena thermophila SB210, 1578 nucleotides long. RefSeq lists its product as hypothetical. Lineage: Eukaryota; Ciliophora; Oligohymenophorea; Hymenostomatida; Tetrahymenidae. The transcript is spliced from 5 exons. The record is from RefSeq and is a predicted model, not a curated record.